AUGAACAACUUGAGUGGUUUGAUUCCACAAGAGCUCUUUAACAUUUCAACUCUUCAGAUUCUUUCUCUUAAUGACAAUGCUCUGUCAGGGGUUCUUCUAACCCAUUUAUGCCAUGCCUCUCCCUUUCUUGAAGAAUUGAAUCUUGACGUAAAUUUCAUAAGUAGUGCAAUACCCAAUUCUAUCUCUAACUAUUCUCAACUCACAAUUCUCUCACUUGCUGGAAACAAAUUCAGUGGUUAUAUACCUACUCAUCUUGGCAACCUAAGACUUCUCCAAUAUCUUUUCCUGUUCGACAACAAUCUUACCCAGGCACCAUCUUCUUCCUUCAUUACUUCAUUGACAAAUUGCAGGUCUCUAACUAGUUUGUCAAUUGGUGAUAACCCACUAUACGGUGUCAUUCCAAAUUCUGUUGGGAACUUAUCUUCCUCGUUUCAAGAAUUUUAUGCCUAUAACUGCAAAUUCAGUGGCAGUAUUCCUGUUGAAAUAGGCAAUCUAAGCAGUUUGAUGACAUUGGCUUUGGAUGCCAAUGAGUUAUCUGGUAAUAUUCCACUCACUAUCAAACAUCUACUUGACCUUCAAGGAUUAGAUCUGUCUGAUAACAUGUUGGGAGGCUCCAUUCCACAUGCUAUAUGUGAUUUAUUCAAGCUGGAUACUUUACAUAUGAGACAGAAUCGAUUUUCAGGACCGAUUCCAAAAUGUCUGGGAAAUGUUUCUUCUUUAAGAAAUAUUUUUCUACACUCCAACAUGUUGAAUUCAAGCAUACCUUCAAGCUUAUGGGGCUUAAAAGAUUUGAUCAAACUAGACUUGUCCUCGAAUUCAUUGAAUGGAUUCUUACCUCAAGAGAUAAGUAGUUUAGGAGCAGCAAUAUAUAUAGACCUAUCGAUGAAUCACUUGUCAAAGUCUAUUCCUAGCACUAUUGGGAAGUUGCAGAAUUUGGUUAAUUUGUCUUUGGCAAAUAAUAGACUAGUAGGUUCUAUUCCUGUGUCUAUGGGAGGUUUGGUCAGUUUGGUAACUCUUGACUUAUCCUACAACAACCUCUCUGGUUCAAUCCCGAAGUCUUUGGAAGCACUUCAACACCUCGACUACUUUAAUGUUUCUUUCAAUAGUUUAAUUGGAGAAAUUCCUAAUGGCGGUUCUUUUAGAAACUUCACUAUGGACUCUGUUAAGGGAAUUCUUAACAAUGGGAGGGAUAUCGCUGUCAAGGUGUUUAAUAUGCAGCUAAAAGGUAUUUCAAGAAUAUUUGAUGUCGAAUGUGAGAUACUACGUAGCAUUCGACAUAGAAAUCUGACAAGCGUCAUAAGUAGUUGCUCCAAUGAAGAGUUCAAGGCAUUAGUACUUGAAUAUAUGCCAAAGGGAAACCUUGAAAAAUGGUUAUAUUCCCACAACUAUUGCUUGAAUCUGAAGGAAAGAUUGAAUAUAAUGAUUGAUGUUGCAUCUGCUUUGGAGUAUCUUCACCAUGGUUAUUCAAUGCCCAUUGUCCACAGCGACUUGAAGCCUAGUAAUGUAUUGUUAGAUGAAGACAUGGUAGCUCAUGUAAGCGAUUUUGGCAUAGCAAAGUUGUUAUGCGAUGGAGAUAGCUUUGUGUUAACCACCACGAUAGCAACAUUGGGUUACAUCGCUCCAGAAAGGUUGUUGUAUGACAAAUCGAGAUUUGCCAAAUUGAUCAUGCUUCCCAUUGACACAGGAAUAGAACCUUCUAGUCUAUUAUUUGCCAAAGACAGAUUAAUCAAAUUUUGCAACUUCCCAAUAGUGCUAGGAAUAGACUUUGACAACUGA
This is a messenger RNA of Salvia miltiorrhiza (redroot sage), 1776 nucleotides long. RefSeq names its product receptor kinase-like protein Xa21. Bases 1 to 1776 code for a protein of 591 amino acids. The transcript has 3 exons. The record is from RefSeq and is a predicted model, not a curated record. Gene Ontology annotation, molecular function: protein kinase activity; protein binding; ATP binding. Gene Ontology annotation, biological process: protein phosphorylation. Lineage: Eukaryota; Viridiplantae; Streptophyta; Magnoliopsida; Lamiales; Lamiaceae.